AAAGGUAAAUUAUGCUGAUUGGCUUCAGACUAAAUAAACCCAAAGUAUGUACUCUCUGACGUUAGAAGCCGUUGCUUUGAAGUAGUUCAGUAUGGGAUGUUGUAAGGCCCUUGGGAAAGAAUGCAGCAUACAAAAACUUGGAUUGCGAUACCAUGACUCCAGAGCUUUCACUGAUGCUCCGGGCUUACCAAGACCACUGUUUGCCUUUCUCCGCCUAAUCUACGCUGCCCUAGCGAUAGCCGACCUAGUCUGGAUCGGUCUGGAACAUCCGAGCGGAAUCUGGGUCAUUCAUUUGCAGAACUGGAGUCGUGUGGUGACCGCGUUAUACUUCCUGACUGGUUCACUGACCGCGUUCCAUCGCUCGGCGUGCGGAUCCAAAGAAAACGACAGCUACGACAUAAUCCAUCCGGAUUUUCCAGAUCACACUGGAGAUUCCAAUUCUUGCGCUUUAAAACCGGGCGAAAAAGACGACAGCAACGAUCCGGAUACAUAUGAAAAUCACCUCUCAUGGCAUCACAAGGUGCUCUGGGUCCUUCACACCCUCGCUUCCAACAGUACUUUCGUCUGCAUGAUCGCAUACUUCGCAUUUUUCGUUGACGAGCAUGUUACGUAUAUCUGGAUCUUCUACAUACCAAGGCACUCUCUCUAUGUUUUUCUGAUGAUUGUCGACACACUGGCCAGUUACAUUCCCGUUAGGCUGUUGCACGUUGUGUAUGCCUACAUAUUCGGUGCUGCAUACGUUGUGUUCACUGUUGUGUUCAUCUUAACGGAAGUGAGGGUCGAUCUGCGUCUGAAUCCCAUCAUGUAUCCUUCGCUGGAGUCUGGUGACGAGCCACUUAUCUACACAGCAUACCUGUCAAUAUUUCUAAUUGCUGGCUUUCCUGUGGCUCAAAUAAUCUACUUUCUCAUUCAUAAAUUCCGCACUUGGUAUAUUUCAAGAUGAAUAAUUAAUUGUACAAGUAAGAACGCUGAAAAUUCAUGAGAAAGAUUUCCUUGUUUAAGCUCUUUUAAGUUAAGCAAAUAUUUCAACUCAGGAAAGCAAGUUGGCCUAUUUCUUUAGAAAAUCAAAAGCAAUUUGGAAUAUAUCAAACUUCAGCAUUUUGAAAGAUAAACUAGUUAAUUAUAUCUCUUAUCACACUUGACUGUGGACUGUGAUGCUUUUUAUAACAGAUGGUACACUCUCAGUUACCAAGACAAUGUGCUUGAUAGACAGUUACCAAGACAAUGUGCUUGAUAGACAGUUACCAAGACAAUGUGCUUGAUAGACAGACCUGGUAACAGAUAUAAAAAAAAACUUAACAUUAAAAAGAUUGUCAUUCGACCCUUUA
This is a messenger RNA of Stylophora pistillata, 1328 nucleotides long. RefSeq lists its product as uncharacterized. Gene Ontology annotation, cellular component: membrane. NCBI's taxonomy places the organism in Eukaryota, Metazoa, Cnidaria, Anthozoa, Scleractinia, Pocilloporidae. The record is from RefSeq and is a predicted model, not a curated record.